AUGAGUGACGGAACAAAACGAACAAAGAAGCCAGAAUUCCAGCCAGCAAAUAGUAUAAAUAGUGAUGAAUUCAACAAUGGGUCACCAGAAAGACAAAUUUCACCAGUCCGAACUUUCGAGAAUACGCUGAGUCUACUUGCAGUCAAGGAGAAAUCAGCUAACGAGCUUCGCCUCUCUGCCUAUCUCCCAAAGCGGAGUCUGAAACAAGCUCUUUGCUCCAAAUCUCUCCUGAAUGAUCCCAUUUUCAUGAAUCAACAUGCAACUUUGAGCUCUCGUCACUUUUACAAGGAAUUGCGGUUUAUAACUCAAGACGAUUACCACUACUGGCACGAAAGAGAUUGGUUUGUAUUAACCGAAUACGCAAAAACAUUCAAAACUUUCCAGAACAUGUCGUACCAUGAUAAAGCAGAGUUGGUUCGCCACGCUGCUAUCGUGAUACCAGUCCUCAAUCAAGUUUACAAUUCCCCAGAUCAUGGCCUCGAUACAGUAGUCUUCCCAGAUGGUACAUAUUACGAUCGAACUCAUGAGCCAACAAGGCCUGCCGGUCUGAAUCGAAAGAAAUAUCAAGUGUUGGAUUUGGUGCUGAAACCGUUUCGAGAGAUGGAGAUCAAUUUCAACGAGUUUGCCGCAUUUAAAGCUAUCACUUUUCUGAAUCCAGAUGCGGAUGUGUCACUAGAAGCAAAACAUGAAAUUAAUUUGGAACGUUCUAGAUUUGGAAGAUUGAUUCUGAUGGGAACAACAAUGUCUAAAAUGGCAUGUGAGUCGAAAGAAGCUGUUUGGAUAGCUGACUUCUUUGAGAAUAUUGGAUUCACCUCUUUUGCGAAGGAACUGUUCUUUGGUGAUAAUUGA
Caenorhabditis briggsae is the source of this 849-nucleotide messenger RNA. Lineage: Eukaryota; Metazoa; Nematoda; Chromadorea; Rhabditida; Rhabditidae. The transcript has 6 exons. The record is from RefSeq and is a predicted model, not a curated record. Gene Ontology annotation, molecular function: RNA polymerase II cis-regulatory region sequence-specific DNA binding; nuclear receptor activity. Gene Ontology annotation, biological process: anatomical structure development; cell differentiation; regulation of transcription by RNA polymerase II. Bases 1 to 849 code for a protein of 282 amino acids.